CAGCCCACUGCUCCCCCGCCGCUUCAAAUCCCUCCGUCGCGGGCCCGUCGCCAAUUUGCUCUUCGACUCGCGCAACGCAAAGCCCAACUUGAAUCGACGCGCGAAGCAGAGGAGGACCCCGACGACCCUUCAGCUCCCGGGAAAACUCAGGAACAAGAGGAGCGUGAGGGGCAUCAGCGCUUCGCACGCAUGUUUGAAGGCAUCGAGGACUCGUCCGAUGACGACAGUCUGCAUAGUAUCGAGGGCGUGGGUGACGACGAGGAAAACAUACUAGGCCGCAUUGAAGUUGAGGGGCAGGAGGUGGGGAGAAGGAGUCCGGUGAAAGUUGCCAGUCCCGAGAAGGUGGGUAGUCCGGAGUUGGAGAGGAGGGGAAGCGGCGACGAUGGUAAGGAAGACGAGAGCAGAGUCGUGGUUUAG
This is a messenger RNA of Alternaria alternata, 417 nucleotides long. RefSeq lists its product as hypothetical. The annotation marks the transcript as partial. The transcript has a single exon. Lineage: Eukaryota; Fungi; Ascomycota; Dothideomycetes; Pleosporales; Pleosporaceae. The record is from RefSeq and is a predicted model, not a curated record.